AUGCCAAUCCUGGGGAACAACCCCGAAAAGGACGGAAGUUUACGAAUGAGGCGUGAUGUGCUUUUGCCCGUUGGGGAAGCUCAUUCUGGCCCUCGUGCGCAUCAUGUCGAACGAUUGGAUCAGGAUACUGCCGAUGCACAAACACGGCACUUGGGAGCGGGCCUCUGUAGUUCCCCGGGAGCCCAAAAGGUCCUGGUGGGCAGCAACUGGUUAUUCGCGCAUUGGGAGCUUUCUCCGUGGGGCAAUGAUGUAGCCACUUCAUGCACGGGCUCGGCGCAAAGACAAUUGCCAAUGCAAAUACGGAGUACUCAAGGAUUCAACUCCUCCACCCGUGAUCGACGAGGACGGGCCAUGUCCAGACUCGAGUCUCACAGUCUGACGCAGCGAACAAGUUAUGAACUUCAAAUGCACAAUCGGGAACAUGGACAACCACGAUCACAGCCGGACAUCCCAAGCCCACAAGAACGGAUUGGAGAUCAGAUUCACAAGGGUACUUACUCACUUACUACCUACAGAGAACCAGUCAAACUCUUUACGGCUACGAAAGUCCUGGGCUUGCGUAAGAGAAUGAAACAAGACCACAAUGCAAGUGGACGUCUUGUCUUAGAUCAACCUGGGGACUUGAGAGGGUACACCCGAGCAUCCCUUACCAGACCAGACCCGAUCCUUGCCUACUCCGUAGGAACCAAGGGAAUCGAAAAUCUCUGGAACGAGAGAAACAAUGGCCUGAUGCUCAUUUCGCGCUCUUCUUGCGGGCUCCAUUAUAUCACAAGCUUCUUGACCUUCUAUCGUCACCGCAACUGA
Molecule: messenger RNA, 804 nt
Organism: Aspergillus ochraceoroseus IBT 24754
Lineage: Eukaryota; Fungi; Ascomycota; Eurotiomycetes; Eurotiales; Aspergillaceae
Exons: 4
Coding region: 1-804 (267 amino acids)
Source: RefSeq, a predicted model, not a curated record